Arachis duranensis is the source of this 516-nucleotide messenger RNA. RefSeq lists its product as uncharacterized. Lineage: Eukaryota; Viridiplantae; Streptophyta; Magnoliopsida; Fabales; Fabaceae. The coding region runs from base 1 to 516 and encodes 171 amino acids. The transcript has 2 exons. The record is from RefSeq and is a predicted model, not a curated record.
AUGGUAGCAUUCGAUAAGCUGAAGAUCGCCUUGACUCAAGCUCCAAUUGUGAGAGGACCAGACUGGAGCCAGCCCUUUGAGAUUUUGUGUGAUGCCUCCAACGAUGCUGUGGGAGCGGCACUGGCCCAGCACGCAGUUAUUCUAGGAUUAGAUUUGUUGUCUAAGUAUCAUGUUUUCCUUGAUUUCUUUGAAAGAACUGCUGUUAUUUCGUCUGAUAGUUUAGAUAUUAAACCAUUUCUGUCUCAUACUUUAUAUCUGAAUUCCGUAAGAGUUACCUUAGAUGGGAGUGAUUGUGAGGGGUACGUUCUGUUAGCGGCUAGCUCGAAUGAUAGUGAAUUAAGCUUAGAACGAAUCCAAAUGGUGAAAGAAUUCUCUGAUGUUUUCUUGGAUGACAUACCUAAGUUUCUUCCUCAGCAAGAGAUAAAAUUCAGCAUUGAUCUAGUACCUGGAACCGGACCGAUUUUCAUAGCACCGUACCGGAUGUCACCAUUGCUUGCAGAGCUGAAGAAGCUAUAA